This is a messenger RNA of Colletotrichum orchidophilum, 1350 nucleotides long. RefSeq names its product glycosyl hydrolase family 28. Gene Ontology annotation, biological process: carbohydrate metabolic process. The transcript has a single exon. The coding region runs from base 1 to 1350 and encodes 449 amino acids. Gene Ontology annotation, molecular function: polygalacturonase activity. NCBI's taxonomy places the organism in Eukaryota, Fungi, Ascomycota, Sordariomycetes, Glomerellales, Glomerellaceae. The record is from RefSeq and is a predicted model, not a curated record.
AUGCGAAGCUUGGCAGUCUUCGCACUAUUAACCGCAAGCAUAGUGCUCGGGCUUGAGGGCACUCGGUUCUCGGCAGCCACUCUUCUCGCAGAAUCUGAACUAUAUGUCCCAAGCGCCAGCGAUUGGGCCGAGAGAGCGGAGAAGGAAGGCCGGAGCCUCUGCAUCCUCGAGCCGGACGCCAAUGGCGGGGACGACGCGCCGGCGCUGCUGAGCGCGCUCAACGACAAGUGCCGCACCAAGAGCAUCAUCGUGUUGUCCGGUCCCGUCUAUAACAUCAAGUCGACCAUGGUGACUACCAGCCUAGACGAUGUUGUGAUCGAUCAGCGUGGAAGACUGCUCUGGAGCAAUGAUACGACGUACUGGCUAUCGGUGUCGAUGCCCGUGGACUUCCAGAACCAGAGCACUGUAUGGCACUUUGGAGGCGAUCGCGUGGUUUGGGAGGGCCACGGAGUCGGCACGCUCGACGGCAAUGGCCAGGUCUGGUACGAUCUCAACGCGGGUGGAUCCAACAUGCCUCACCGACCGAUGAAUAUCAAUUUUCGUUACUUCUCGAACUCGGUCGUCAAAGGCCUUCGGUUCGUGCAGAGCCAGAUGUGGACGAUGAACAUCAUGUACUCCAAGAACAUUGUCUUUGAGGACAUCUACGUGAACAGCACUUCGUCGUCAGAGAACAACUCUCUCAACACGGACGGCGCCGACACAAUGUACUCGGACAACAUCACCUUCCGCCGGUGGGUGGUCGUCAACGGCGACGACGCAAUCGCCGUCAAGGCCAACUCCAGCAAUAUCUACAUUUACGACAGCGAGUUCUUUGGGAGCACUGGCAUAGCCAUGGGAUCCAUUGGCCAGUUCAUGGGUCAGUUCGAGUAUAUCGAGAAGUUCUUGGCACGGAACGUGACUUUGCACGACACCCUGCGGGGCUGCUACUUCAAGACGUGGAGCGGGAUCCAGAUUGGGUAUCCGCCCAAUGGCGGCGGAGGCGGUACGGGAUACGCGCGUAACAUUGUGCUAGAGGAUAUUAAGCUCGACGGCACUCGCGGAGAACCACUUUUCAUCACUCAGUGCGAGUCUUUCUCUGGACACGCGGGCGAGUCGUGCGAUACGUCGACCUUUAAGAUCUCUGACGUCGUCUGGAAGGACUUUAGCGGCACCAUGGCGGACGACGUGGCCAGCUCGGGCUUCUUCCGGUGCAGUGCAGCUGCCGGUGGGUGCGACAACCUGACGGUAGAGAACUUUUCCGUAAGGCCCGUCGGCCAAGAUACCGUCUUGGAUAAAUGGCUCUGCCAAAACGUCCAAGGCGAUGAAGGGUUUGAUUGCCAGGAGAUUGAGGAGAGCUUCGAUGAGCUCUGA